This is a messenger RNA of Mizuhopecten yessoensis (Yesso scallop), 3353 nucleotides long. Its product is annotated as DNA/RNA-binding protein KIN17-like. The record is from RefSeq and is a predicted model, not a curated record. Gene Ontology annotation, biological process: DNA damage response; DNA replication. Gene Ontology annotation, cellular component: nucleus. The transcript has 10 exons. The coding region runs from base 112 to 1320 and encodes 402 amino acids. Lineage: Eukaryota; Metazoa; Mollusca; Bivalvia; Pectinida; Pectinidae. Gene Ontology annotation, molecular function: double-stranded DNA binding.
UUUUGUCCACUCCGGAAUUUAGACACGCCAUACAACCGGAAGUUGAUAUAUCUGGAGAAUUUCACUUUUGUCGAUAUUUAUCAUCUUUUGUUGCUCGGUAAUAUAAAAAAAAUGGGGAAAGAAAAAGGAGGUUUCCUAACUCCUAAGGCGAUAGCAAAUCGAAUCAAAUCCAAGGGCUUACAAAAACUGAGAUGGUUUUGUCAAAUGUGUCAGAAACAAUGUCGAGAUGAGAACGGCUUCAAGUGUCACAUGACGUCAGAAUCCCACCAAAGACAGCUGUUGUUGUUCGCCGAGAAUCCAGAUAAAUACAUUGAUGAUUUUUCAGAGCAAUUUGCAGAUGAGUAUCUGGAGCUGUUGAGCCGCAGAUUCAACACGAGGCGAGUCCAUGCCAACAUUGUUUACCAAGAAUAUAUAGCAUACAAAGAACACGUUCACAUGAACUCCACACAAUGGGAGACACUCACAGAGUUUGUCAAGUGGCUUGGAAGAGAAGGAAAAUGUGUAGUUGACGAAACAGAAAAGGGAUGGUUUGUGGCAUACAUCGACCGAAACCCUGAGGCGAUACGUAGGCAGGAACAAGUGAAAGCUAAGGAGAAGAUGGAUUUGACAGACGAAGAAAGGACUUCAAAAUUUAUACAGCAGCAGAUCGUACGUGCGGCAGAAAAAGACACAACGUCUAAAGCUGCAGAAUUUACAGAAUUCAAACGAGAGAAUGAGGAAGAGAAAGUAACCAUGAGUCUUUCCAGUUUAGUUAAGAAAAAAGAGGAAAAAGUCAAGAUCAGUACAGAUAACCUGUUCACAAUACCCCCAGAUAGCUCUGGGUCUAGUAAAGGGGAGAGCAGCACGUCCAGUCAAAAGAGGGAAGCUACAAAACCAGGUCUGGCGGGACAGAAACGUAAAUCAGCCCUCGAUGAAAUUAUGGAGUUUGAAGAGAAGAAGAAGGAGAAGAUGAACAGGAAAGACUACUGGUUACAUAAAGGCAUUGUAGUAAAAGUGGUCACGAAGAAACUCGGGGAGAAGUACUACAAGAAAAAGGCUUUUGUAAAGGAAGUGAUAGAUCUGUACAAAGGUGUAAUAAAGGUGAUAGACAGUGGCGACAAACUAAAGGUGGAUCAGACACACCUGGAGACGGUCAUACCUGCCACAGGUAAAACAGUUAUAAUUGUGAACGGAGCAUAUCGAGGUUAUGAAGCCGUCCUUGAAAGUAUUAAGGAGAAGAAAUUUUGCUGUACAGUGUCUAUCAAAUCGGGCCCUUUAAAGGGAAGGAUGAUAGAAGAUAUAAAAUACGAAGAUAUAAGUAAAAUUUAUCAGCCAUCGUGAGAAAUCUGACUAUGUGGGAUACUCUAGAAGUGUUGAGAAUGAUCAAACAAGUAGUUGAUCAAAAUGGAUACUCAUAUCUCAGGCGAGGAAAGGUGCCCAGCUGUGUAACAGGCAUCAUUUGAAACGGUUUUGACUGAGUGGGAGACUACAGAAGUGUUUAGUAAGAUAAAGCAAGUUUGAUGAUCAUGGAACAGUGGUGGCCAAAUGGUUAAGGCGUCUGACUUCUGGGUCGCCGGUUUGGACCUACAUGGGGCACUCGCCAGGUACUGGCCGUAGGUCGGGGUUUUUCUCCAGGAACUCUGGCUUACCUCCACCACGAAAACCUGGCACAUCCUUAAAUAACCAUAGCUGUUCAUAGGACAUAUUACACAACAUACCAAACCAAAAUAGAUGAUCACAGUGGAUAUCUCCUGUGAGACGGGUACCAGGACCCAGCUCAGUAACAAGCAUCUGUUGAAAUGUGUCAUAAACAGAGCCAGUUACUUUGGCAGUCUGUCAAGAAUUGUUUUGAAAUUUAGUUUAGGAUAUUACAUUUAGAGAAAAUCUGAAGCUGCAGGUAAUUAUUGCACUUUGAAGCUGGUGAAAAACUGUUUUCCGCAUCUAUGCACUAUUCCAAAAAAAUGUUUACUAUAUGAAUUGGGAACUUAUAACAGGCUUGACAGUGGCUUAAUACAUUAUUUCUGAAAGAAAACCUUACUUAUCAGAACUUUAAUGGAAAAGGUAAGACGAAAUAUACAAAACAAAAUCUGGGAUUCAGUCCAACUACAGUUAAGGGAGGCUGCUCUAUGUAGAACAGUAAUCCUUUAACGUUUUCUUCAUAAUGCAAUGUUCUGUACUUUUUCUACGUUUUGUAUAUGUUAGACCAGGUGGGGAUGUGAAAGCAUAACUGUAGAUUCAUUGCCGAUCACAAUGAAUCUACAGGUAUGCUUUCACAUCCCCACCUGUUAUUGGGAAUAUCACCCACCAGUGAGAAAUCAAAGAUAUAUUAUAUUAUUAUAGCUCAUCUAUGUAAUAGUGUCUGAUUGGAUUAUAUUAAUCACAUGAUUGGGAAAUAAAACUUUGUGUCACCCUAAUUCACACACUGGAGUUCCUUGGUCAUAUUUCCAUUAUUCAGAGGUCCAAGUGACUAAAACAGGCGACAACGAUGGCAUGUCAACCUGGCCAUCUUUUCUGCUGUGUUUUUUAUUCAAUUUGGUUAAAAUGAUAAUGAAAUAUUUUUUGCACUCGUAUAGAAAAUCAAUUCUUAAAUUCAUUCAGUUGAUCGUGUUUCACUUUGGCUUUUCCCUUGUGAAAAAUGACUGAUCUUGUGGAAACAAAGAAUCGGUUUCCCUACAACAAGGACAAUGUAUGUGUUACAUCUCUUUAGACAUUAGAUCUGCAUACUAAUAAUAGAUCUUGUACAUGCAGUAGUCAUGCAAAGCCUUAAUUUGACAGCGAGUUGUAUUGUUUUUAAGAUUGAUACAAAUGUAUAUAUAUGUGAAUUAAUUUUCAUGUGAGAUGGAGAAAAAAUACAUUUUAAAGUAGGGUUUUCUGCCUUUUCUUUAUACAUAUUCCUUAUAAUUAAAUUAAAAAGUUUUCAAAUUUAAGGAUCCCCUUACCACUGCCAAAGACUGUAACUACAUUUUGGAAACUGUUUUUUCCGGAAUGACAACAGCUUGUUAAAUCAUUUCUGAACAGAAAACUAUACCUUGCAGGACUUUUAUGAAAAAACAAUAGGAUGAAAUUAAGAAAAUAUAAUCAAUUAUAGUGUUCUAAGUGUAAAAGUCCAGCGGGGCUAAACCGUAAGCUUCAAAUUAUUAUACUAUUGCUGAACGAAUUGAGCUACAUGGUGAACAGAAGCGUCCUAAUGCAACUGUGCUACAGUUAUAUUGAAAAUGAAAUUAAGGGGAGGUUACUGUGGACAGGCCGGGAUCGGGACAGAUCCUUAACAUCAGAAUUUCUUUCAUGCAGAUCAAUAAUAUCCUAUGUGGGACAAUUGGUGGUUUUGAUUAGGUCCAUACAUUUGAUUAUUGAAUCAUUUCUUAAAGAUAUUU